This is a messenger RNA of Cuscuta epithymum, 6352 nucleotides long. NCBI's taxonomy places the organism in Eukaryota, Viridiplantae, Streptophyta, Magnoliopsida, Solanales, Convolvulaceae. The record is from the annotation of a GenBank genome assembly.
CGCCCACACUCAGACCCUAACGAACUACAGAGAUCGGAAAAUAAGAGACCACCUUCGGAACGCACAGGUAACCCUCCGGCCACAACAAUCGAACUCAAAGCCACCGCAGAGACGAACCAAGAUGCUCAGCAACAACCAAGUGGGAUGGAUUUCGCUCGUUGAACGGCCGGAGACACAGAAAUCCGGCGGCUCUAAAUGGCUAGACCGGCUCCGAUCAUCCAAGGGCUUCCCACAUAGUGACUUCGUCAACCUCGAACACUUCUUGCUUCACCAUACUUCUACUUCGCUGAAUUCUCCGCCAAUUAACCCUGCUCUUCCGAGGUCGGAAGACAUCAGUUCCGAAUUGUGCUCGAAUGGAGCAGAAUUGGAGAAAGAACCGGUGCUUGAAGCUUCUGUCGAUGACAGAGGAACAAAAUUGGUCAAUGCUUUUAGCCAUGUCCUCUCUGAGCUUUUUAAUAUGGGAGAAUCGAGUAAUUAUGCAGCACAUAAAAAGGAGUCUCGAAAACAAUCGAACCCUAGGAUUUUCUCUGCUUUUACUUCGGUGGAAUUCAGUAAUGUUUCUGGCUCCAGGGAUGAACGAGGAAAACAAAGAAUAGCGUCACCCAUCAGCGAUGAUCAGACUAGAGUAGAAAUGAACGGCCAGGUGAAGCUACUGGAGCAAGGGCAGGAUUUAGUGGUGAGUGAGGAGAGAAUGGAUGCAAAUUUAUUGGGAUAUUCCAGGUGUGAGGUUACUGUGAUUGACACGAGCUGCGCGCCAUGGAAAUUUGAUAAAUUGUUGUUCAGAAAGAAGACUGCAUGGAAGGUUUGUGACAAGAGAACAAAUACACUAUAUCUAGGCAAGAAGAAGAAGAGGGAUGUAAGCGCAGAAGAUAACAAUGUUGGCGGAAUGAAGAAGCAAAACGUUUCAAUAGGAGAAGAAAGUAAAUUUCUAAACCUUGAAGGACUUCAACCACUGGAUAAACUUGAAGAUGCUUGUAAAAAGAAGUCAAACCCUGUUGGGUCUUCUCAAGAAAAGAACAUGGAUUUAUAAGAAUGGUCUACAUGCUUUUGUGGUUCUUUUUCCCCCACAAUCUUUUGUUGCAAAGCACUUAAUAUGGCGUUCUUCGUUUAUUUUUGCAGUGCACCAGAAUAAGCAAAUGUUGUUCUUAUUAAAAAGUAAAAACUUUCCCAAGUAAGAAGAUUGUUGGAAUGGGCAUCCCCUGUCAUCUGUCAGCAGACGAACAGAACCUAGGUUUGUUGUUAAAAAAUAUGGAGUAUCAUUUGCUUUUAUUUUGUUGUAACAUUCACAGUUACCUGGGAUUCGUUAUGUCGUACCGAUCCAUACAAAGAUAUCUCCAAUUCAUUUUACGUUGUUACAAAGAUAAAACAAAAUUACUUCCCCAUCCAACAUUUAAAUGCAUAUUAAGAGUUAAUGUUUAAUUAUGAUAAAAUUCUGAAUAUGAUAAAAAUUCAAUAUAUAAAAUCAGUUAUUGAAGAAGUGGGAAAUGCUCCUAUUCUUCUCAUUCCAUUUUAGCCCACGUCUUUCAUUCAUGCAACGAAAAGUUAAUACGUAGUCCUUUUUAUAUUCUACUUGAAAACCUCUUCUGUUUUCUGGUUCAUAAACGCGCUCACCAGUAUAGGCCACAAUAGAAUUGUUUGUAAUGGGUACAUAUGUAUUUCUGUAUAAUGGUAUACUUAUGUUUAGGCAUGGACCGGUUCUGGGGGGGGGGGUCCAAAUCGGGUUUUUUUGGUUGUGGGGAAAGGCCAGAAACCGGCCCAGGAUCCACCGGGACCAGACCGGGCCUAGGCGGGGUCGGGUUGUAUUUUUUUAAGUUGUUAUAAUUACUUCCAACCCCCCCCUAAAACACCCAACCCAAUCCGCCUACCACAAAAAAAUUGAAAAACCAAAAAAAAAAAAAAAUUGGGCCGGUUCCAAAGAGGUUUAGCCUGAGCCCGCCCCCGACAAUCUCCCUGAGCCGGUCCUAGGCCCGGAUCCGAUCCCGGUUAACUGGUCCAGGCCUGUCCCGCACAGUAGCGGGCUGGGCCGGUUCACGGGCCGGUCGGACCGGACCUGGGCCAUCCCUACUUAUGCUUAUUUUGUCUUGCAUCCUUAACUAUAUUUUUUUAGUGUUGUCUGAACGAAGUGUCACUAGUGGAAAUCUAUCAAUAUGCAGCAUGUCAUUUGCGGCGCUUUAAAAUUAAGCGCCUUCGAAUAAGGGGACGUGCGGCUAUUACUUAAAAAGCGCCUUUAAUUCCAUGCGGCGCCGCACGCUACAAAAUAAAUAAUACGUAGUAUUUUUUAAUUUUUUUAAAGCUCUGUGGCGCUUGUUUUAAUUUAUGUGCCGCAAUAUAUUUAUUAAAUUACUACGUCUUUUGAGUCGUCUACGUCUUUUAAAUUUAUAUUUGAAACAAGGCGGUGCCUAAAUAAUAAAGCGUCGCAACUGGCCUUGUAUAUUCGUCGAUCAGCAAUCGCUAAAAAGCAAGAAUACAGAUACGCCUAAACCCUACCCCCGUUGUUGGCGCUCUAACUGUCGAAGCACGAUCCCAUCGCCUACCACCGCGUCGGUGGUUUUUUGGAUCCCGGUCCGCCAACGCUGAUAUCUUCACCUCUUGUUGAACUUGGUCGUCUUGUCGCCUCCCGUCCAGCCGCCCCUCGCCCCUGCUGCGCCAACCCUCUUCUCUCCGGCGAUUUCUGCCUCUGUCAAGGAUUGGACCUCCCAGAACGGCGCCGAUGCUCACCAGUGUUGUCGCGCGUUCGUUCGUCGCCGCGGGCACUCACAGCUGAUGAAGAACCAACACCAAAUAAGCUUUUUAUGGGAACAAGUCUUAACUGUAAUCUCUUCAUAGGAACACCAUCCAAGACAUGCUUAGAAAAACUGGAGCAUCCUUGAAAUUCCAGCUAGCCAUUUGAGUUUAAAGGUGAAGUAUGGAGCUAGAGGCUGGGUUUGUACAUCACAUGUCUGAUAUAUGGGCAAAAACAUAUCCAAAUGAAGGAGAUCCUAAGUAUUCUAUAUGUCAGAUGGGUGGGGCAUGGCUCUCUACCCAUUUCUGGGAGCAUUAUACUUAUACAAUGGACAAGUUAACCAGUUUAGUUACUCAACCAUCGUGGACAUAGAGAAGUUUCUCUGCCAUUACUUCUGCUGCUAAAGGUAGAUCAUGUUUUUCUUAGUUUCUUAUCCGAGUUUGGUUUUUUAAGACAAACAUGUUUUUAUAAUUUUAUAAAUGAACAGGUUUAACAUAUUUUUAUAAUUUUAUAUAGGGAAAAUUACUAUAAUAAUACUAAAAGAGGGAGGAAUUCCCAUUAUAUGACUAGAAAAUGAGUUUUACUAGAAUAUGACUAAUAACCACCACACACGAGUAGGAUUUAGGGAUAGCUGCUAUUUUGUAGGCUUAGGAUUUAAUAUGCAUGUGAGGGGAAGGCUGAAAAACAAGCAACAAACUAGGGAAAAAAACUACUAGGUCAUACAUUAGGAAAUACGUGAUCUUUUAGUAAUAUGAAUAAUAAUUUUCUCUUUUAUAUAUGAACAGGUUUUGGACAGAAGUCAGGAUGCAGUGAUAUUGAGAGUUCAGUGAGCUCACAAACGUCUUUAUCCAACCAAAAUCUCCAAUGAUUGUUUUGUAAUGGAAUGGGUCUGAGCAAAAUUACGGAUUCGCAAUCUUGACCCAACAAUAUUUUCACUUGUCUCUUAGGUAUUACUAGUAUUAAAACAUGACAAUCAUCAUUUGACAGUUCAGUUGCGAAUUCCUAUGUUAUUUGCAGGCAAAAGAUUUUGAGCACCCAAAGGUAAUUCAUCAGCAUAUCUCACAUCUUUCCUAAGCUUUUGUUUAGGUGAGAGGAGGUAAAAGGAGGGAAGGAAAAAUGAGGAGAGGAUAUCUAGGAAAAGUAAAAUGCAAGAGUAAAUGUUCUGACCUUUUCCUAACUAAAAUACUUACGAGCUGGAACGUUAUUACUGUGUUUUUUGCUUUUACAAAAAAAAAGGAGCUACACGAGCAGUCCCGUACUCUACUUUAGAUAUGAUUUAUGCAUAAAUCUCUACAUUUAUUAAAAACAGACCUUCUCGGCGCGCCACCAAAGUUGGACAAUAAUGUCUGACUCAUGUAACUAGGUUGCUAGGCGCACGCACCAAGUUUUCCCUAUUAAAAGCGGUCGUAUCACAUGCGUAAUUUGGUUGUAAAAAUAAGUUUUAAUAAGUUUUAAUAUAUUGCUUCAUUAAAAUAAAAAUAAGUUUUAAUAUUUCCUAAAAUUUUGUGUAACAUGCUUCUAAAAUAUAGCGUACUAAAUAUACUCAUUCUUUUUUAUGCCUCACUAUUUGUAUCUCAUUCUUUUUUUAAUGUGUUUCAUGAUAAUAUCUAGAAUGUUUUUAAUUGAGAUGUUUUCGUGAUGAUUUCUAAAAAUACAGAAAAGGCGACAAGUAAUGUAAAAAUCGUUAAAUUAACUGCAAACUAUGUUGCCAUUGUUGAAUUUUUUGUCUCUGGUUAAAAAAUUCUUAAAUUGCAAAGACCUAUUAUUUAGAGGACCCAACACCAUAAGAAUAAAGUUCAACACUAAUAAUGAGUAUAGUCAAAAAUUAUAAGACUAAAUUCCAAAUAUCAAAUAUAAAAUUUAAAAUAUAUAGCAUUACAGCUUGCCUAGUAAAUUACCUUCACAACUAAAAUUACAUAAUAGUUCCUCGGUUUUUUAAAAUAUACACUAAUAAUAUUGUUCAAAAGUUCACAAAAGCAAUAUAUUAUUUUUAUCGUAUGAACUAUGAAGGAUCAUAAAAAGAUAUUCAUUCUAUAUGUCUCAUUUGGUUUUUGCACAAUAUUUAAUAAAGCGGUUGAAAAAAUAAAAGUUGUGCUUAAGAUUUGAAUAUAAUAAAAUGAAAUCAGGUUUUUAAAUAGCGGCUCGCUACCGCUAUAGCAGGGGUCACGGUAGGGGCCGCUACCACUACGGCCCGCUAUUCCGUUAUGAAUUUCAAAUCACGGGAAAAUCCCGCUACGCCGCCCGCUACAGCCCGCAAUUGACAUUUCCGGCAGUACGUCACGAACGGGUUGAUGUGUAAAUGUGUCUAUGUUGUGUAAAUGAACUCUUAAUGUUAUAAGUGUUCAAACAAAUAUUCACAAUGUUUGUAUUAACUUCAACGCUCAUUAAAUAUAUGUUUUGCGCAAUUGAAAAUAUUUCACGCCGUUGCAAUCACUACAGUCGGCUACAGGCCGCUACAGGCCGCUACCGCUGCCGCUACGGCUAUUUAAAACCUUGAAUGAAAUGUUGUAAACCACAUAUUUUUUUCGAAAAGGGAAAUUGGACACUUAUUUUCAAAAAGGAAAGUAAGACAAGUAAAAUAAUACGGAGGGAGUAUAAAGUAACAACAGAGAAAAAUCCUCAAAUAGUAGUAAAAUAUUGUAAAUUUAAUCCCUUAAAUAGGACUCAUGAAUGCACUCUUGUUUAAUGAGUUCUUAUUCUUUUUUUUAAUGACUAAGUAAGUACUCUAUAAUAUUUUAUAUCCAAAUAUUUUGCGGUUUGAUGGUAUCACUUUUUCCCCUUGAAAUUAGGGGUAACAGGUGAUCGCAAAGAAACCAUGGUGUGGGGUCAUGCGUGGAUUCCUUGAAAAGGGGACAGAAAAGUUACAUCGCCGCGACCCCGGGAGUGCGGGAUAUGAAUGUGGCUGCUCUUACCAGAGAUGAUUGGAGUGUUUGAAAUGUUGGUAAAAUUAAAAAGCUUUUUAAUGAGGAGGCUAAAACUAUUUUGAGUAUCCCGUAUAAACAGGAGGGUGCGAGAUGGAAUGAGUUGGGUGGGCGAACCAAGAGGGAGUUUUCUGUUCAAAGUGGUUACCGUUUGCUUGUGGGGGAGACUAGCCCGCAUGAGUGGGUUGGGUGGACAAAAAUGUGAAAUUUUCAUUUAACACCAAAAAUAAUUUUUUCACCCCAGUUCAUGAAUGGUUUACUUCCUCCUAAUGAUAAAUUAAAGAGGCGGGGUGUGGGGUUGAUCCUUUAUGCAAGGUUUGUGAACAGGAACAGGAGACAAAAUUGCACCUUUUCAGGCAUUGUAUGGUAGCUCAAUUAGUGUGGCAGCAUCUGGGACUUAUUUUUGCAAGGCAUCAAAUUUCAGGUUCUCAAUUAGGGCUGGACUCGGGCCGGUUCGGGCCCGGCCGGGCCUCAGUUCGGAAAUAUAGGGCCCGGGCCCGGCCCGCCUAUAGGCGAGUGCCGGUUCGGGCCGGGUGACCCGGCCGGGCCCCGGGUCGGGUCGGGCCUUAUAUAAUUUUUUUUUGUUAACUUAUACAUCUACUUGGAUAUUAAAAACAAUCUUCAAGUACAUUUAUGUGAAAUAAGUAAUAAGUACAUUCUGAGAAUUGAGAACAAUUAAUUCUAAUACAUUUUGUAAUAAGUAAUAAUA